This is a messenger RNA of Vespula pensylvanica (western yellowjacket), 1300 nucleotides long. It is a transcript of the gene tko, whose product is annotated as 40S ribosomal protein S12, mitochondrial. Gene Ontology annotation, biological process: translation. The coding region runs from base 98 to 619 and encodes 173 amino acids. The record is from RefSeq and is a predicted model, not a curated record. Gene Ontology annotation, cellular component: ribosome; small ribosomal subunit. Gene Ontology annotation, molecular function: structural constituent of ribosome. The transcript has 5 exons. NCBI's taxonomy places the organism in Eukaryota, Metazoa, Arthropoda, Insecta, Hymenoptera, Vespidae.
GUUGAUUUAUUGGCUAGUAGGCGUCCACUGUGGCAUUUGGUUCGGUGUUUUUGCUACAUAGAUAAUUGUUUUGAGAUAUUCGUUAAUUAAAUCGAUCAUGAACGUUUUGACAAGAAGUGUACUGAACGUAGCAAGGUCUUUUAUAGGAAAUUCCACCGAAGUCAACAAAUUCCAUGUAGCAGGACAUUAUGGCAAUACCGGUAUUCAAGUUUUUACAGGCGGUUUAGUAAAUAAUAUGAGAGCAUCUUUGGGCAAUAUGUUACAAGCUUUCGAACAGAUCAGAUGGAAAUGUUCGUUGCAGCAGUUACAUAAAAGAGGAUUGAAAGAUAAGAAGGUAAAAAAAUCCAAGAAUCCUCUGAGUGGAAAACCUUUUGCGAAGGGCGUCAUUCUGAGAACAGUUAUUAAAAAACCAAAGAAGCCAAAUUCUGCUAAUCGGAAGUGCGUUGUCGUUAAGCUAUCCACCGGAAAAGAAAUGACUGCCUACGUACCUGGAAUAGGUCAUAAUUUGCAAGAACACAAUGUGGUAUUGUGUCGAGUGGGAAGAUUGCAAGAUACGCCCGGUGUUAAAAUAAAAUGUAUCCGUGGAAAAUAUGAUCUUCCGCAUGUAAAAAAAAAUUAACGUACGCGCGAUAAUCGAAGUAAAACAUUGUAAAUAUAAUAAAAUGGAUAUAUAUAUAUAUACAUAUACACGCAUGUAUGUAUAAAAUCUGUGGAAGAGUUCAAAGUGUGUGACGAAAGUAAAGUACAGUUAUCUUGCUAUUCGAUCUCUGCCAGAAAUAUAAAUUUGGCGUAGCCGUGCUUUUGAAUCCUGAUGCGUCCGUAAAUUGCGACCCUUUGACACACAUUUCGAAUACCGUAUUCUCCCGUAUUUCCAUCUAACGGUAAACGGUUAGUCCUUUACACAGACGUGGACCCACGUACAAUGCAUUCUGACGUCGAGAUGCCACAAUGGAGAAAGGGUUCUGGUACAGCCCUCGUCUUUCGACGUUAUUACGGAAGGGUUGCACGCGGACUUUUACGCAUCUGCACUUUCCACGUUCACCCACGCCGGUCACUGCCUGCCUAUUGACCAUAUGACAUCCUGACCAACAUCUAGAUAUUUUCGAAAAAUUGGUUCUCAACCAGUCUACGAAAUAACUUGUUCUCGAUAUCGAACGAAUAUGAAUCUGAUUAUUGACACACGUACACACAUACACACACAUUGUACUGUGCUUGCUCGCAAAACUAUUUUAUAUUUUUAGGCAAAACGAGAUGUGACUGAACCGGCGAUUACGAGAAUAAAAAAAAAUUAAUUAAAAAU